This is a messenger RNA of Symbiodinium sp. CCMP2592, 1119 nucleotides long. The record is from the annotation of a GenBank genome assembly. NCBI's taxonomy places the organism in Eukaryota, Dinophyceae, Suessiales, Symbiodiniaceae.
AUGGCUGAUCAACAGGUGCUGACUGCUUUGAACAAUAUGCUGCUGGAGCACCUGGCUUCGGCGGGCCUUGAACAGCGCAUUCUUCAGGAAGUUGACAAAGCCUUGAAGGCUUCAAGCGAGUCGUUGCUGACCUCGGAUCUGACCAAGGUCUAUCAGUGUGGCAUGCACGGCCAACUUGGCGUCCGCGUGGCCUUGUCUAGUGGACGCAAAUGCUCCAUCUCGGUGAACCCAUGGACGACUGUCGCAGAAACAAAGACAAUUGCGGCGACCGAGGUAGGAAUCCUUCACGAGGAUCACGAAUUGGCAAGCAAUGAUCAGGUCUUGCUCGGUUCGGAAGCUAUCGGAAAGCAUGUAUCUCCAGCAGGAAAUGCUCACCUGACCCUCGUCCGCCUCCCUGACACCCGAGACCUAUGCCGAGAGCUCUUUGCCCAGGAGCUGGACUCAAUCACGUCCAGCCCCGUCAAGAAGCAGAUGAUCGGAGAGCGUUUGUAUCGCAAGGUUUUCAGAGUUUGCAAUUAUCAGAUCAAUCCGCGUUUGGCAAGCAAAGUCACAGGAAUGAUGCUUGAGAUGGACAAUGCUUUGCUGCUAGAAAUCCUCGAAUCAGAUGAACUGGUGCUGACAAAAGUGCAGGAGGCGAUGCACGUUCUUGUUGAGUAUCAGAUGGGCUUCUGCUUGCAGAUCCUCGUCAUGGCCCUGUCGACCGCACCCUUGAAAUGGCAUUUCACCGCGACUGGUGGGAAGCAGAGUCAGGACGCCUUCUCCAAGUUCGUGGUUGUGGCCCUGGUGCUCUAUGCAUCGGCCACGCUCUGCGCGCUGGCGCUGAUGCACGCCAAGCAGUUGGAUGCCAGCCUGCCCACCGCAAGGAUAAGGCUUGCGACGGAGAUUCUUGAGAGCGCUGGGGUUCUCUUACUGGCCACGAUCGCCCUCUGCGCCCUUGCCCCGGAGUCGCAUGGAUGGAUCGGUUGGGUCAUGCUGUUUUUGAUCCAGCUCGGCCGUGUAGUGCACAGCGAGCCGCGACCCGGUUCUGAGAUCCAUCUUUGCGACCUGUACGCAUGGGCCGUGUUUAUCCACUUCGUGCCGCUGACGAACCAGUCAGGGCUUUUCGGCAGCAACACCUAG